UGGUAGAGAAAGCAUGAGCCUCCAAGAAGCCUGCAGACCUGGUCCUGGAACCCAGCCUAGUUUGAGACACCUGGGUUGACCUUGCACCAGCCACCUCCUCAGGAUGGCGUGUAUCUCACCAUUGACCGGGAGGCCUGGUCAGCUUAGCCCCAAACAACACUGUCAUCCUGCCUGCAGUUUUUUCCCUCUUUGUUCAUAAGAAUAUGAAAAUUUCAGUCAGACUCCUUGUCAGAAUAAAAUGCACAGUAUAUACCAUUCUCCUGAUGUCUCUACCCAAAACCCCAUAAAAAAGAAACAGAUGUGCUCAGCAUGCCUUGUUUUUUUGCAACCCCAUGCUUAUCCCUUGUGAUCACUGCCUCCUCAGCUCGGCAUCGUAGUAUAGUACUCUUUCCUCAUUUGUUCUACAGUUUUGCCAGAGCUCAGUGUCUAAUGUUUCAGGAUCUACCUAUAGGAUUUUGCCCAGAGCUGCCCUUUGGCUCCCUAUGGUUGGCUAGUGUGCCUGCAGAGUCCCUGCCUCCCUUCUCUGGAGUGCAGCUGCUGUGGCCCUAAGGCUUGGAAACCACUUAAGGCAUCCGUGUGCCUUGCCAGCCCAUCACCUGUCCUGGGCUUCAGUUCCCCCUCACCUUUUCCCAUUUAAGAAUCAUUCAUUCUCCCAAAGAGAAGGGCCACAGGCCAGCCAAAAUGUGAAUGGUUCGAGUGGUCCCUCUUUCUCCUGACCUCUCUUCUCUUCUCGCCAGAUGCCCAACAGGGGCUCAGUGCUGGAGCCAGUCUGCCUUUCCACAUCUCUGAAGUAAUGUCCUUCCUGUCUCUGUACUUCCUGAAAUCUGCGUUGCAAAGAUCCACAGACCAGCAUGGCUGCCACUGCCGCUGUCAGUCCCAGUGACUACCUGCAGCCCGCCGCCUCCACCACCCAGGAUUCCCAGCCAUCUCCCUUAGCCCUGCUUGCUGCAACAUGUAGCAAAAUUGGCCCUCCAGCUGUUGAAGCUGCUGUGACACCUCCUGCUCCCCCGCAGCCCACACCGCGGAAACUCGUCCCUAUCAAACCUGCCCCUCUCCCUCUCAGUCCCGGCAAGAAUAGCUUUGGAAUCUUGUCCUCCAAAGGAAACAUACUUCAGAUUCAGGGGUCACAACUGAGUGCGUCCUAUCCUGGGGGGCAGCUGGUGUUCGCUAUCCAGAAUCCCACCAUGAUCAACAAAGGGACCCGAUCAAAUGCCAACAUCCAGUACCAGGCGGUCCCUCAGAUUCAGGCGAGCAGUUCCCAGACCAUCCAAGUACAGCCUAAUCUCACCAACCAGAUCCAGAUCAUCCCUGGCACCAACCAAGCCAUCAUCACCCCCUCACCAUCCAGUCACAAGCCCGUCCCCAUCAAGCCAGCCCCUGUCCAGAAGUCGAGUACCACCACCACUCCUGUGCAGAGCGGGGCCAAUGUGGUGAAGCUGACAGGUGGGGGUGGCAAUGUGACACUCACUCUGCCUGUCAACAACCUCAUGAACACCAGCGACACCGGGGCCCCCACUCAGCUCCUCACGGAGAGCCCUCCUACCCCACUGUCUAAGACUAACAAGAAAGCCAGGAAGAAGAGUCUUCCCGCCUGCCAGCCCCCCGUGGCUGUGGCUGAGCAGGUGGAGACCGUGCUGAUUGAGACCACCGCAGACAACAUCAUCCAGGCAGGAAACAACCUGCUCAUCGUUCAGAGCCCAGGAGGGGGCCAGCCAGCUGUGGUCCAGCAGGUGCAGGUGGUGCCCCCCAAGGCUGAGCAGCAGCAGGUGGUGCAGAUCCCCCAGCAGGCCCUGCGGGUGGUGCAGGCGGCAUCUGCCACCCUCCCCACCGUCCCCCAGAAGCCCUCCCAGAACUUUCAGAUCCAGGCAGCUGAGCCGACACCUACUCAGGUCUACAUCCGUACGCCUUCUGGUGAGGUACAGACAGUCCUUGUGCAGGACAGCCCUCCAGCAACAGCUGCGGCCGCCUCCACCACCACUUGUAGCAGCCCUGCAUCCCGUGCGCCCCAUCUGAGCGGGACCAGCAAAAAGCACUCGGCUGCAAUUCUCCGGAAAGAGCGUCCCCUGCCAAAGAUUGCCCCCGCCGGGAGCGUCAUCAGCCUGAACGCAGCCCAGCUGGCGGCGGCGGCCCAGGCCAUGCAGACCAUCAACAUCAACGGUGUCCAGGUCCAGGGUGUGCCCGUUACCAUCACCAACACUGGCGGGCAGCAGCAGCUGACGGUGCAGAAUGUUUCUGGGAACAACCUGACCAUCAGCGGGCUGAGCCCCACCCAGAUCCAGCUGCAGAUGGAGCAGGCCCUGGCGGGAGAGGCCCAGCCCGGGGAGAAGCGGCGCCGCAUGGCCUGCACGUGUCCCAACUGCAAGGAUGGGGACAAGAGGUCUGGAGAGCAAGGCAAGAAGAAGCACGUGUGCCACAUCCCCGACUGCGGCAAGACUUUCCGUAAGACGUCCUUGCUGCGGGCCCACGUGCGCCUGCACACUGGCGAGCGGCCUUUUGUCUGCAACUGGUUCUUCUGUGGAAAGAGGUUCACACGGAGUGACGAGCUCCAGCGGCACGCCCGCACCCACACAGGGGACAAACGCUUCGAGUGUGCCCAGUGUCAGAAGCGCUUCAUGAGGAGCGACCACCUCACCAAGCAUUACAAGACCCACCUGGUCACGAAGAACUUGUAAGGCCAGCUCAGGCAGGAGGCCCUGAAGAUGCAGUCUGCUGUCUGUGUCCCACCUGGGCCCCCAGGAAAAAGGAGGCCCUGGCUGCCCUGGGCCCGCCCUCAGCCCCUCCCUCCUGUUCUGCGACUGUCCUCAUAGGAAGGGGCUCUGCUGCCCCGUACUCACCUCCUUCUGAACCCUUUGGUGCCGCCCUGGCCCUUCCCUCUCACCACGAGCUCCCGGCCUGCCCAGACUGUGGACACUGGCCGUGCCCAAUGAGACGUUCUAAACCAGGACGAGUGGGAACCCUUAUUUCCAAAGGAAAAACAUGAAUUUCACUCCGUCGAGGAGCAAAGUGAGCCCCCCCAACACUGCCGGAGUUGCAUCGUGCCAUGCCCCUUUCCUGCACCUCCCUGGCCCCACCAGCCACCGCGGACGCCCCGGGGCCCUGCACCCAGGGCACCAGUGGCAUCUGCCUCCACUCCACAUGCCCCAGCCCCACCACACUCUCCUCCAGCACAUUCCAACUUUCUAUUUAAAAAGUAAAGCUACCCACAGACUCCCUGACUCCCCUCUUUUUCUAUGGAGAACGUUGCCUUAUACUCUACUUCAGAUGAUGAACACUGUGUAUUGUGUGUGCUUUAAAGAAGUUUUAUUUAACUGCUCCCCUCUUCCUGUCCUUGUCACUCACCUCCCCCAUGCCUGCUUUCAGUUUAGGGUUUUGGGGGGCAAUGAUGAGCAUAUGAAUCUUUUUCUCACUCUAGCAAUUCUCUUUUCUAAAUGACAUAGCAUUUCAGCUCGAAUCUGGAUUCAGAUAAAAACACCUCCACAUCCUGAACCCCUCCCCUCCCCCCUUCAUCUCACCCGCCGACCGGCCCAAGCUCUACUGUGUACAGUGUAUAUUGUAUAAUAGACGAUUGUGUCUACUACAUGUUUAAAAACAUAUUGCUUGUUAUUUUUGAGGCUUUUAAAUUAAACAAAAAUCCAACUUUAUUUUUAGUUGUAACUGCUUGAGGUAUGUUUUAUGAAUUAAGUGACAGAUUUGUUAUCCUUUAUUAACGAUGUACUUUGUUGGUCAGCACUGGGCUGACAAAAAUUUUUUCUUGCUAAUAAAUUUAGUUGCCUGAGGCAAAUUCUG
This is a messenger RNA of Equus quagga, 3786 nucleotides long. It is a transcript of the gene SP2, whose product is annotated as Sp2 transcription factor. Lineage: Eukaryota; Metazoa; Chordata; Mammalia; Perissodactyla; Equidae. Gene Ontology annotation, molecular function: DNA-binding transcription factor activity, RNA polymerase II-specific; RNA polymerase II cis-regulatory region sequence-specific DNA binding. The transcript has 7 exons. The record is from RefSeq and is a predicted model, not a curated record. The coding region runs from base 852 to 2672 and encodes 606 amino acids. Gene Ontology annotation, biological process: regulation of transcription by RNA polymerase II.